This is a messenger RNA of Salmo salar (Atlantic salmon), 4027 nucleotides long. Its product is annotated as A-type potassium channel modulatory protein KCNIP2. NCBI's taxonomy places the organism in Eukaryota, Metazoa, Chordata, Actinopteri, Salmoniformes, Salmonidae. The record is from RefSeq and is a predicted model, not a curated record. Gene Ontology annotation, molecular function: calcium ion binding; potassium channel regulator activity. Gene Ontology annotation, biological process: regulation of potassium ion transmembrane transport. Gene Ontology annotation, cellular component: voltage-gated potassium channel complex.
ACUUCUAAUUAGACAUUUAUUUAAAAAAGUUAAACAGUUAUUUCUGUCAUAGUGAAAUAGUUAUUUCUUUAAAAGCGAGAUUAAAUGUUGCUUCUGUAGACAUGCAUGUUGUCGUGUUUGGUUCUUCCAAACAUUUUCAGCCAGUUACCUUGGAAACCACAUUUGGCAAAUCAAUGAAAGUAAUAUCACUGGGCAUGCCACCCUCUCCUCCCUUUCUCUCUUACUCUCCCGCCUCCCCUUCACUCUCUCUCCCUCCCGCUGUCUCCCGCAUCUACCUCACUCAGUCAUCUCUCCUUCACACACACACACAGCCAAAGGACUAGCAGACAGCACUCUUCCCCGGAUUAUUUUACUCAAACAGGGGGUGGAGGACAGGAAAGAGCAGAAAGGAGAAGAAGAAGGGAAGCGAGUAGAGGAGAAGAGUUUCACUCUUUCCCUGUGAUGUUGAAGGGGGAAUUUUUACCUGAUGGUAGUCCAGGACUGAUACAUUAUUGGGGCUGUAUGGACACCUAUUUCUAGCUCCGGGGGGGUGUUGACGGGCCAUCUGAUCCCAGGAUGGGGAGAACGGGGAGCGAGCGCAGAGGAGAGGACGGGUUCUGGAGGAGGGAUCAGAGAAAUCCAACUAGCUCUCUCAACUGUUGCUGCAGGAGAUUAUGGGAUAACAGGACUUUUUUGUGGAUACUUGGUGACCACUUGGGUGUACCCACCUUGAAUCUGGUUGGCCCAGCUUAGUUCUGUUGGUACAGGCAGAUGUACUGCUCUUUUUGGGUGAAAAGGCAAAGGAUAUAGGUGUAAUCCGGCACAAGGGACUGGGUUUGGCUGGGCCUGGUUUGAUGAGAUCGUGUCCCCAGGAUGUUGAGUCUGGAUGGGCUGGAGAUGAUAGCUGUCCUGGUGGUGAUGGGACUGAUCGUCAAAGUCCUGGAGCAGUUUGGACUCUUCGAAGUUGUAGGAGAGGAAGACAGCGUAGAAGAUGACUUUGAGUUGUCCACUGUGUGCCAUCGACCAGAGGGUCUGGACAAACUACAGGAGCAGACCAAGUUCACCAAGAAGGAACUACAAGUUCUCUACAGGGGCUUCAAGAAUGAGUGUCCGAGUGGAGUGGUGAAUGAGGAAACCUUUAAAACCAUCUACUCUAAAUUCUUCCCCCAGGGUGAUUCGGGUGCGUAUGCACAUUUCUUGUUUGAAGCCUUUGACACUAACAAGAAUGGAUCAGUUAGUUUCGAGGACUUUGUGUUCGGUCUGUCUAUCAUUCUGAGAGGAACGAUAAAUGACCGGCUAAACUGGGCCUUCAACCUGUACGACCUGAACAAAGACGGCUGCAUCACCAAAGAGGAGAUGAUGGAUAUAAUGAAGUCUAUCUAUGAUAUGAUGGGGAAGUACACAUAUCCCUGUAUGCAGGACGAAGCGCCCAGAGAACAUGUGGAGAGCUUCUUCCAGAAAAUGGAUCGUAAUAAUGAUGGGGUGGUCACUAUUGAUGAGUUCAUUGAGUCAUGCCAAAAGGAUGAGAACAUCAUGCAGUCCAUGCAGCUGUUUGACAACGUCAUCUAGGAGCCUCUGACACAGAAAAGGGGCUGGAGAACAGGGGAGGUGUGGGUGUGAGUGUGCGCCUGUAUUUGUGUGUUUGUGCACGUGUGUGCGUGCAUUUGUGUGUUGUGGGGGGGCUCCGAGAGGGCCUUGGACAUUGACCCUCAGCCCCCCCCAAUCCUAACCCCUCCUUGUAGCUCCUUUCUCUCCGCACCCACUCCAAGCCAAAAGGAGGCACCUCCUCUUAUCCAACCCUUCAUCUCUUCCAAAGACAAAGAGAAGAGAGGGGCUGGCUCAUAGACUCUGAUCCACACCCACAACCACACCAAGGACCUGUUCAGGAAUGUGCAACAUUACAGAAUGUUCAGAUAGAAAUGUGUUGUGCAGAACAGAUAUGAUUUCCUGUCGUUUGUAAUAGGGAGUCAAUCGUGUCAGCUCUAUUUGUCUAUCUGCAACGUUCGAGGUGAUUUGCCUCAUUGAAUACACUCGUUUCAUUAACCAUUUUAUUAUUAAACACUCCCGUUUCUGAGAAAGCUGCUGUAGCCUGCUGGCUGGACUCAACAUAGGAUUAAAUCCCCCUACUCACUGAUCUAAGGUCAGUUUUGCAUAUCCCCACCUAAUUGUUAAGGUUAGGGUCAGGAGUGGUUCAGCGGAUCCAACUUCUACCAGAGCAGCUUGACUCCUGAAACUUCUGUCGUUAAUACAGAGGUAACUAGCGCCACUUAGUGGACAAAAGGAGGAAAGGACACCUGGAAAAGAGAACAGAACAGAAGGGACUGAGGAUCUGAAGGAUGAGACUCACUCUUCACGAACAGAAGAGACCUAGUUGUUUUCAAUAAGGGACUGAUUUUAAUAUCGCAUGAUGAUGUCUUUAAUAAUAACCUAUAUAUAUUUACAGAAAUACUACAGCCUGUCUGUUGUCUGUCUGCUGGUCCUAGAGUCACCCACAGGUGCCUCGCUCCGUGUAUGUGUGUGCGAAUGUGCAUGCGUGUGUACGUAUUUGCGUGCAUGUGAGAGAGGCUGUACUGGCAUUCCCGUCUCCGGUAGGAACCCAUUCAGAUUUCAACCCCAUGAGACCUCCUUCGUACUAACACUAACUUACCCUCUGGCCUUUAUACCUGUCACCUUAGCUGUAGGUGUAUGCUGACUGUUGUACCUCUUCCAAUAACCCUGUGGUCAAGAACUACUAAACAGUCUGUGCCGCUAUAUUGAUGAACAUGCUGGUUGGACCAUCUAGGCUCCCGAAGACCCCUUUCUGUAUUUACAGGUGACUAACUGAUGCAGUGAAUUAUGGGAAUUGAAGUUCAAUACUGUAAUACAUGAUAUGAUUAUUUUGCAUUAUACUGAUCAUACAGUUGAAACUGAAAGCAUUUCUGUUUAGAUCAACUAUGAAAGAGCAGCAACAUGUCAAGAACAAUUUAAUCUCCUUCAUAAUCCAAAUUAAGCCUCUUGUUACAUGUCUACGUGUGUGCAUGUGGGUGUGUGGGUAUGAAGACACCACCAAUGUUUCCUGCCUUUCCCCCACACUGACACCAAAGAGUCAGGCACACCAACUGAAGUAUUUAAAGCCACCCUCAGUUAUAUCAGGGUAUAAAUAGACACAUUUGUGAAAUGUGAGAGAGAGGGAAGAGAGGAGGAGAGAAAGAGAGAUUGGAGUGGAAAGGAGAGUAUGAGUGUUUUUGUGUGUACAUUGUGAGAGAGUGAAGAUUUGUCGAUUGAAUAGUACAGUUUCCCAAUUCUUUGCCAACUUGAUGCCGUUUCCUACUGGGUGUUUAAAAAAAUGCUGUUUGAAAUGGGGUGGAACGCCUGCCUCGUGGUUCUGAAUAGAAUGCUGAUCUUUUGUAAGAUAACACUACCUGUAUCCAUCAACUACUUCCUGUGUCUUUCAUUAAAUUACAUUAAUUACUUCACUUUCAACCCCCCAAAAAAUUAUAAUAUGCCAUCAGGUGGGUCAAUAAAACAACAACAGUGGCAUAAGCAAAAUGUCCAUAUUUUACCCCCUUUUACCUACUCCUGGGAAUAGAUAAAAGUUGCCCCUAACCCACUGGUCCAGACUCCAAUUUUCCUACAGUCACAUACUGAUUAUGAUUGCGAAGGAUAACUGACCCUAGAACUCUGGUUAAGGCUAACUUCCACCAAGAGUGUAUUAUUAAUCGGUUAACACCCUUGUUGUAAUAACCUGCACUUUCUUCCAACACAGUAUUUGUAACUUCUGAUUUCUUUACAUUUCCAUUUUAUCCAAUUGAAUGUUUUCACAUCUCUUUUUUGGGGAGGCGGGGGGAGUGGUCUGGCUCUGAUUGCCCCCUUGCAGGUGCCGUAGGAGAUUUCCUGAACUGACCACCAGUGAAACCUGUCUAUACUCGCAUGUACUGUCAUAAAGCAAUGAUACCUACUAACCCAUUGUUACUGACCGUGUCUAGUAAGUUGGCUAGCCUCAACUGUUGCAUUGCAUAUUUAAGAUGUGUAUAUUUUGUACAGAGAAUAAAAAUCACAUUGCUAUGCA